Molecule: messenger RNA, 867 nt
Organism: Linum trigynum
Lineage: Eukaryota; Viridiplantae; Streptophyta; Magnoliopsida; Malpighiales; Linaceae
Source: the annotation of a GenBank genome assembly
UAUAGGCUUGUCUAUGGUAAGGCGUGUCAUUUUCCAGUAGAGCUAGAGCACAAGGCCUUCUGGACCCUUAAGAUGCUAAACCUGGAUUUGAGUGUUGCAGGUAGUGAACGUAAGCUGCAACUGUUGGAGUUGGAGUAAUGGCGUUACCACGCCUACGGGAACACCAUGCUCUACAAAGAGCGAACGAAGCGUCUCUACGACACUCAAUUGAGGGGCCCAAAGGAGUUUCAGGUAGGUGAUCGUGUUCUUCUCUUCAAUGCACGCCUGAAACUCUUCCCAGGAAAGCUACGUUCGAGGUGUUCGGGACCCUUCAUGGUCACCCAAGUUUUUCCGCACGGUGUCGUGGAGAUCAGCAAUGCUCAAACUAAGUCAUUCAAGGUGAAUGGCCACCUCCUAAAGUUGUACCUGGGAGGUGUUGUCGAGCGCACAAAGCUGCUGAUCAAGCUCGAGGACCCUUAGUUCCUCUACUGGCGUCCAGCUAAAAGACGGUAAAGAAGCGCUUGUGGGGAGGCAACCCCACCAAGGUUUGCAUUUCCUUUCCUUUUUAUUUUUGAUUUUUUGUGUUUUUUAGUCUUGAGGUGUUGUCCAAGGUUCGAAUGUCGAUUUUGUGCAAAAACAGGUCAAAUCCGGGGCUAUGGACUUCCACACGACCAGGCUUAAAUUCCACACGGUCGUGUGGAAUUGCCCUUUGGCCGUGUGAAGACCCUGUGAUUUCCACACAGGCAGCAGGGGCCUCUACACGACCGUGUGAAAACCUCGGCCAGCCCGUGUGGAUUUCUCGGCGUCACACGGGCAGAAACACGCUCCACACGGUCAUGUAGCCUGCCCGUGUCGCGACCCUGCGGCCUAUAAAUUCAGCCUGCAUAG